Messenger RNA from Melozone crissalis (California towhee), 1083 nucleotides. RefSeq names its product collagen alpha-2(IX) chain-like. The coding region runs from base 1 to 1083 and encodes 360 amino acids. NCBI's taxonomy places the organism in Eukaryota, Metazoa, Chordata, Aves, Passeriformes, Passerellidae. The record is from RefSeq and is a predicted model, not a curated record. The transcript is spliced from 14 exons.
AUGGGGACACUGAGCUGUAUUUGUUCCCUUAGGGAUUGCCAGGCCAGCCAGGAAGCAAAGGUGGCCCAGGUGACAAGGGUUAAUCGGGUCCUCGGGGCCACCCCGGUGCCACCGGUGCCCCAGGGCAGCUUGGCGAGCCCGGACCUCGGGGUGAGCAGGGCCCGCAGGGUGUCCCCGGGCCGAAGGGUGACAGGGGCGAGCGUGGCCUCGUGGGACCUCCGGGAGAGCAGGGCAGAGCGGGCCCAAAGGGUGAGCAGGGCCCACCUGGCAUCCCAGGACCACAAGGCUUGCCUGGAGUCAAAGGAGACAAGGGCUCUCCAGAGAAAAACGGGAGAUCCACGUGUCCACGGCCUGGCAGCGCUCGAGGGAGAGAAGGGGGAGUCAGGAGAGCCAGGACCCAAGGGACAGCAAGGCAUCCAGGGAGAGCUCAGCUUUCCCGGCCCCUCGGGGGAUGCAGGAGCGCCGGGAAUUCGGGGCUAUCCCGGCCCGCCCGGCCCGCGGGGGCUGGUGGGGGAGCGCGGAGUGGCGGGAAUGCCGGGCCCGAGGGGCACAGCCGGCCGGGACGCUGGGGACCAGCACAUCGUGGACGUGGUGCUGAAGAUGCUGCAAGAGCAGCUGACAGAGGUGGCCGUGAGCGCCAAGAGAGCUGCCCUGGGUGGGGUUGGGGCCAUGGGACCUCUCGGUGCCCCUGGCCCCCCAGGGCCACCCGGUGAUCAGGGACCCCACGGCCCCAUGGGACCCCGAGGUGUCCCCGGAAUCCUGGGAGCUGCCGGGCAGAUCGGCAAUGUCGGACCCAAAGGGAAGAGAGGAGAGAAGGGCGAGCGGGGAGAGGUUGGCCGUGGCCACCCGGGAAUGCCAGGUCCUCCAGGGAUCCCAGGUCUCCCGGGCAUCCCCGGCCACGCUGUGGACGGCAAGGCGGGCGAGCGGGGCCUGCCGGGCUCCCCGGGCGAGGCGGGCCGGCCGGGGCUGCCGGGGCCCGCGGGCCUGCCCGGCUUCUGCGAGCCCGCCGCCUGCCUGGCAGCCUCGGCCUACGCGGCCGCCCGCCUCCCGGAGCCGGGCAGCGUCAAGGGCCCCUCGUUCUGA